Drosophila takahashii is the source of this 1686-nucleotide messenger RNA. RefSeq lists its product as uncharacterized. NCBI's taxonomy places the organism in Eukaryota, Metazoa, Arthropoda, Insecta, Diptera, Drosophilidae. The record is from RefSeq and is a predicted model, not a curated record.
AUGUUUCUGCUGCAUCACAAUGAGUCCAGAAGCUGUGCCCUUCAUAGCUGGCAUCACCAGGAAAUUCCCACUUUGCGAUUUAAUCAACUGGCCAUAGCAAGUAUAAAGAAUCACUUCAACCAUCAUUCGCUAAGUAUAGUCUGCAUAUGUAAAGAUUCCGACACAAUUCUUCUCGAUACUCUGGCCGAAGACCUUGAUAGAAUGCGACAAGAUCGGAUUAUUUUAUGGAUUCAAAUGAACGUCAGUGAGCAGCUUCUUCAUACGAUUUCAAACCAAUCCGAGGAAUACAGUUUUCUGCAAGUCCUCAUCGUGGAGGCGAUAGACAGCCUGGAGCAAAAAGUGACUACAUUCCGGCUACAUUCUUUUCCCAGCCCACACUUUCAUCGCAUUGAAAACAUAUUCGAUUUGAAGGGCUCCAUUUUUUCGUCUCUAAGGAACAACUUCAAGGGAAGAAUGGCAACUCUAGAGCCAGCUUGGAGAUCAGGCCUAAAAUCCUACAAAUGGCUGACCUCUAAGGUUAGAGUUCCAAUAGACAGAGCACAAGACAAUAUUAUCCUGGAUUUCGCCAAAAGGUAUAAUUUGAGUUUUAAAGUUGUGAAGGCCGCGAAUAGGGAAAUUAAGCAGAGCUCUUUAAGAAUUCCUGACUUUCAAUUCAACUCGCUGUUCAAUGGAAAUGAACACAUAAAAUAUAUAAAUCCCUAUGAUAUAUCAGCCAUAAUAGUUGUUGUACCCUGCGGAAGAGAAAUGCAAAUUGAGGAGGUGUUCAGGCACCUGGAUGUAAAGUCUUGGCUUCUUCAUAUUCUCCUAGUCUAUGUUAUCUUUGUGCUGGCGGAGACCUUCAUACUCGUGGUUACCCAUAGGAUAUCAGGCAAAGCCUACAGAUUGACCAGUUUAAAUCCUGUGCUGAAUCUCCGUGCCUUUCGAGCCCUUUUAGGCAUGUCCUUUCCCGUGAGCAGCAGAUCAAGCCUCUCGCUGCGACAGCUUUUCCUGGUGAUAACUGUGUUCGGCUUUGUCUUUAGCAAUUUCUUUAGCUGCAAGCUGAGUGCCCUGCUUACAAAACAUUCCCAGCAUUCCCAGGUCAGAAACUUCGAUGAGUUGCGGUCAAGUGGAUUGACAGUGAUCGUGGACUGGCACAUCCGUUCCCUCAUCGAGAACAGAGUUGAAGCUGACUUUUUUACACAAAACAUAACAAGAGUCAAAUUCGUGACACAGCGUGAAAAAGUCUAUAAUCUGCUCUCACUUGACAGCACUUACGCCCACGUAAUGCUGUUGGAAAAGUACCACACUUUAAGGAAUUAUCAAAAAUUUUAUGACAAGAAGGUUUUCUGUACCUCAAGGGACCUGACCAUCAUCCGAAGUAUUCCCAGGACAUAUACGCAGCAAAACAACUCCAUAUUUUAUUGGUCUUUAUUCUUCUUUUCAAUUAGACUAGAAGAGGCGGGCAUCGUUGGUCAAUGGUCUCAGCGGGCUCCCUUCCAAUUGAGAUCAAACCUAAAUGUAACCGUUGUGGAUAAUACCAAGCAAAGAAUAGAAUCCUUAUCCGUUUAUCACUUGAACUGGUUGUGGUCUAUUCUUGGAUGUGGAUAUGGUCUCGCCAUUUUUGUAUUUAUCAUUGAAGUUUGUCUGGGAGGUCAUCAUCGUUGGACAUGGAACUCGCGAGCCAGGAACCAUAUUUUUGUAGUCUAA